UACGUCACACAUUGUUCUGAAUUUUGUGUUCCGUUAAAAUUACUGCCUUGCAAACUGUACAGAUAAUAAUGCCGAAAAGAAAGUUUAUCAUAGAUUGUGAUACAGGAGUUGACGAUGCUGUUGCUCUGAUUCUUGCCCUCAAUCAAGACGACAUCGACGUUGUUGCAAUCACGUGUGUUGGAGGAAAURCUGGACUCGAUCAGGUAGCAAUCAACGUUAUGAAAGUACUGGAAGUUUGUAAAAGGACUGAUGUUCCAGUGUAUAAAGGAGCUGGGAAACCUUUAAUUAACUUUCAUAAGGAAGUGGGGGCCUCUCACUUUCAUGGUAAAGAUGGACUUGGUGAUGCCAAAGACAUACCAGAACCAGACAUGUCCAAACUUCGACCAGAGCAUGCAGUAGAYGUCAUUAUAAAGCUAGCAAAGGAAAACCCAGGGGAAAUAACUYUAGUAGCRUUAGCUCCCCUCACCAAUAUAGCCCUAGCAUGCCGCAUGGACCCUAACUUUGCUAAGAAUAUCAAGAAUGUGGUUAUCAUGGGAGGAAACUGUGAAUCCAAAGGCAAUGACAAAAGGGUGUGCUCAGAAUUYAAUUUCCACAGUGAUGYGGAAUCAGCAUUGGUUUGCCUAAAUGAGCUCCAGCAUCCCGUUUCUAUAGUAACAUGGGAAACCUGUUUAAAGCAUGGAAUAUCCUGGUCAAGGUAUGAUGAGUUAGCUGGCAUUCCCUCUGAAAAAUCCAGGUUUUUUGAGAAAAUAACC
Molecule: messenger RNA, 752 nt
Organism: Exaiptasia diaphana
Lineage: Eukaryota; Metazoa; Cnidaria; Anthozoa; Actiniaria; Aiptasiidae
Product: probable uridine nucleosidase 2
Exons: 2
Molecular function (GO): hydrolase activity, hydrolyzing N-glycosyl compounds
Source: RefSeq, a predicted model, not a curated record